AUGGCGCUCAGUCUAGACGGGCUUAUUAACGGACCCCAGCUUGAGGGCGCGAGGGUUCGGGACGCUGCAGUUGGGGGAGGGGUGUCGUCUUCGUCUUCGGAGAUGCACGAUGUUGAAGCUGGAGCGGGACCACCCAUUGUGGUCAUCGGGAUGGCGUGGACAUGUGUAGCUCGUCGUCGCGAUGAUGAACCAAGGCAGUUGUUGAAGAUU
Messenger RNA from Iphiclides podalirius (scarce swallowtail), 210 nucleotides. The record is from the annotation of a GenBank genome assembly. Lineage: Eukaryota; Metazoa; Arthropoda; Insecta; Lepidoptera; Papilionidae.